Gilbertella persicaria is the source of this 662-nucleotide messenger RNA. Its product is annotated as PUA-like domain-containing protein. NCBI's taxonomy places the organism in Eukaryota, Fungi, Mucoromycota, Mucoromycetes, Mucorales, Choanephoraceae. The transcript has 5 exons. Gene Ontology annotation, molecular function: RNA binding. Gene Ontology annotation, biological process: formation of translation preinitiation complex. The record is from RefSeq and is a predicted model, not a curated record. The coding region runs from base 78 to 626 and encodes 182 amino acids.
CUUUCUUUUGGAAAAAAUUGAACUUUGCAUCAAAAUCGACAUUUUUUUUUCUCUUUACCUUUUACAAAUAGAGAGCCAUGUUUAAAAAGUUCAAUUUCUCUGAAAAUAUUGCUGGUCAGUCACAACUCAAGUCUUCAGUCCAACGUAAUAUUCGCUCAAAACUCAAUGAGCAAUAUCCCAAGAUUGAGUCAGUUUUAGAAGACUUGAUGCCCAAAAAGACACCUAUUGUUCAAAUUAAAGGUCACGAUCAUAUUUCUUUCCUCUCUAUCAAUGGUGAAAUUCUCUUUUUCCAACAUUUUGAUGGACCUUUUAUUCCUUCUCUCGCUUUGUUGCAUAAAUAUCCCGAUAUGCUUCCUCAAUUACAAGUAGAUCGCGGUGCUAUUAAAUUUGUUUUAUCAGGAGCCAAUAUUAUGUGUCCAGGCUUGACCUCCAAAGGUGCGCGUAUGGAUGAGGAUUUACCAGCAGGUACAGUAGUUGCCAUUAUGGCUGAAGGCAAGGAAAAUGCUCUUGCUAUUGGUUUGCUUAAAAUGAGCACAAAGGACAUUAAAUUGGUCAACAAAGGCAUCGGUGUUGAAAACAUUCAUUACUUGACAGAUCCUCUUUGGAAAGAAGUCAUUCAUUUGUAAAUUAUUCAAUAAACUGUUUUUUUAUUCAAGAGAAAA